Messenger RNA from Talpa occidentalis (Iberian mole), 1041 nucleotides. Its product is annotated as elongation of very long chain fatty acids protein 4-like. The record is from RefSeq and is a predicted model, not a curated record. Lineage: Eukaryota; Metazoa; Chordata; Mammalia; Eulipotyphla; Talpidae. Gene Ontology annotation, molecular function: fatty acid elongase activity. Gene Ontology annotation, biological process: very long-chain fatty acid biosynthetic process; fatty acid elongation, monounsaturated fatty acid; fatty acid elongation, saturated fatty acid. The transcript is spliced from 7 exons. The coding region runs from base 107 to 751 and encodes 214 amino acids. Gene Ontology annotation, cellular component: endoplasmic reticulum membrane.
CAAUGGAGAUCCUAGAACUGAUUCCUGGUUCCUGGUGCACUCGCCGCUCCCGGUCACCCUCCUCUUUGCCUUCUAUCUCCUCCUGGUGGUGGCAGGUCCUGCCAUCAUGAGCCACCGGGAGCCUCUGAGGCUGGCUGGACCCCUGGCUGCCUACAACCUGGGCCUAGUGCUUCUCUCCGGGUACAUAUUCUAUGAGUUCAUGGUCACCUCCCUUCUGGCCAAGUACAGCUACUUCUGCCAGCCGGUGGACUACAGCCAGAGUGAGCUUGGAAUAAGGCAGAUGGCGAGCGUGUGCUGGUGGUGUUUCUUCUCAAAGGCCAUUGAACUGCUUGACACAGUCUUCUUCAUAUUACGAAAGAAGCGGGAGCAGAUCACCUUCCUGCAUGUCUACCACCACGGCACCAUGCUCUUUAACUGGUGGGCUGGAGUCAAGUAUGUGCCCGGGGGGCAAGCCUUCUUUGUCGGGAUGCUGAAUUCUUUCGUUCAUGUCUUCAUGUACCUGUACUACGGACUGGCCAGUCUGGGGCCCCACAUGCGGCGCUAUUUGUGGUGGAAGCGACAUCUCACCACCCUGCAGCUGGGUCAGUUUGUGGCCAUUGCUGCCCACUCUUCCUACAAUCUCUUUGCUGAGUGCUACUUCCCGGAUGGGUUCAACAUGGCUGUCCUCCUGUACUCCCUCAGCCUCAUCCUCCUCUUUCUCAACUUCUACCACCAGACAUACCUCAGGGGCAAGCAGGAGAAGCUCACUUAAGGGACUGGACCCCAGGAAUGAACCAGACAGCCAGCGGGGCUUGUAGCCCACUGGUGCUAAGUAGAUCCCUCUGAUACUGCAUUUCAUCCUGUGAAGAAACAAUUGCCUUCUUUCCAGACAGAGAUCAAGGGGAAAGAAAUGGACCCUACGUCCUGUACUGACUUCGGUUAUGGCACUUCCCAGGUGGAUUUGUAACUAUGAAUCUCCUUUCUUAUUAAAUGUAAGCCCCUCAUGGGAGGGACACUGUUCUUCUCUAUGUUCCUACCUGACACAACACCUCAAUAAAUGUG